This is a messenger RNA of Lachancea dasiensis, 1050 nucleotides long. Lineage: Eukaryota; Fungi; Ascomycota; Saccharomycetes; Saccharomycetales; Saccharomycetaceae. The record is from the annotation of a GenBank genome assembly.
AUGUCAGGGUUGAAUUCGGUUCUUCUUGUUGGUGGUGCUGGUUUUCUAGGGCUCCAUCUAAUUGAGAAGUUUUAUAACUUGUCACCGCGUCCAGACAUCCACGUCUUCGAUGUUAGGCCGUUGCCCGACAACCUUUCUUCGCAAUUUACGUUCGACCCGAAAGCUGUCACAACGCAUAUCGGCGACCUCACAUCCGAAAAUGACGUGAAAUGCGCGCUUCAGAGCAGUCAAGCAGAUGUGGUUGUCCAUUCUGCUUCGCCCAUGCACGGUUGUAGUCAAGAAAUCUACAAUAAAGUUAAUGUUGCUGGCACGAAGAACCUAUUGGAAACCUCAAAAAGGCUUAAUGUGAAAGCUUUCAUUUACACUUCCUCGGCUGGUGUGAUUUUCAAUGGUCAAGACAUUCACAAUGCUGAUGAAACCUGGCCAAUUCCAGAGGUGCCCAUGGACGGGUACAACGAGACUAAAGCCAUUGCUGAAGAAAUGGUGUUAAAGUCCAACAGCAUAAGUCAAAGUUUUGUGACAAUAGCUUUGCGGCCAGCUGGUAUCUUUGGUCCCGGUGAUCGCCAGCUUGUUCCUGGAUUGAGAAGUGUUGCAAAGAUGGGACAAUCGAAAUUCCAGAUUGGUGAUAACAACAACCUGUUUGAUUGGACAUAUGUGGGCAAUGUUGCCGAUGCCCAUGUUCUUGCUGCUGAAAAACUGCUACUUAAGUCAUCACAACCAGAAGUUGCAGGUGAAGCUUUUUUUAUCACCAAUGACUCGCCAGCCUACUUCUGGGCGCUCGCCAGGACAGUUUGGAGAGCUGACGGACAUGUGGAUAAGUACAAUAUUGUCCUUAACAGACCAAUUGCAAUCUGCGCUGGCUACUUAUCCCAGUGUAUUUCCAAGCUAACGGGCAAAGAACCCGGUUUAACCCCCUUUAGAGUGAAAGUUGUUUGUGCCGUAAGGUAUCACAAUGUCAACAAAGCUAAAAGACUGUUAGGUUAUAAACCUGCCGUUGGCAUCGAAGAAGGAAUCGCGAAAACUUUAGCAUGGAUGAAUGAGACGUCUUAG